CUCCUUCAUUCGACAUACAUAUUAUAUUAUAUUAUUAACGUGAAUUUUUCUGCCGAAACUAGGCACGUCCAGUGUCGGGUGUCUUUUUCCUGCGGGACAAGUGAGAUAUAUAGCUCGAUAGUGCAUUCAGGUAAAAAUUUCCUGCACGACGCUGGACGUCUCUCCUGGACGAAAGUCCAAGCGGAGAAUGUGUAACCGGAUAUCGAGCGACGUGUGUAUUUUGAUAAUUGUUCGCGAUAGCCGGCACCAUCAGCGUGACGAGAUCUCUCUCAGUUCGACAGAUGAUUAUUGAAUGCAAAAUAUAAAAUUCCGUCAGUUGAAGACAUUAAGCUUCGCUUGAGGAAUCGCGGAAAGGCCGCGAGUCGGUCAGCCGCUUGUUCGCGUUCGCCUUGUCUUCCGUUUACUUAGGAUUAUCAAACGGAGCCGCAAUUUCAACGCAAUCGCUUUCUCUCAAUGCCAGCCGCUGAUGACUAAAUCGGGAGGACAAUAAUGUAUGAAGCUUUCCUUGGCUAGUGUUCGAUCGGAUGCGUGUAAAUGUAAGCUCGAAAUCUAUUCGGAAGUACGACCCUCGAGAUUGUUCGAUCGUUAUUUCCACGAGGUCACGAUGAGGACUAUUCUUUACCCGACGUUUUUUUUGAUAUCGGUGUCGAUCGCCGGAUCCGUCAACGACUGCAACAAUCCCAAUUUUCAUUCUUUGGAGACGUUAGAGUCCUCCAAGCUGGAAUGCGGCCCGGCUUUUAAGAAUCGUUGUCACUGCCUCAGGACGUGCUACGACGGUCAUCAUCAGUACGUCGUGAAUUGCACGGGUACCGGAUUCCACGACACGUCCCCGUUGGCGCAUUUGCCGAACGAGACGCAAGUGCUCAUUUUCACGGGGAACGAGCUGGAAGAGCUGCCCUGGAACGUGUUCGGCACCCUCGACAAUCUGCCGUACUUGAAGGUGAUCGACAUGUCGAACAACAAGAUACGCGAGAUACGCGGUAAAGCCUAUCAUCACGUGCAGCACGUGGAGCGUCUCGUACUCGACUUCAACGAGCUGUCAUUGGAUCCCGCGAGAAGCCAUCCGAGAGUAUUCUCCAAUUUUAUCUCCCUCUUAGAGCUACAUCUGACCGACGCCUUCGAGGACGGUCCGCCGAGGAAUCUGGCGUCGACGCUCCACGACAUCUUCGUGAACAGCAAUCUUACGCAGCUGAUAAAGCUCCAUCUCGAGCAGAACGAGAUCUCGGAGUUUCGGGACGUCAACGUAUUCUGCGAUCUGCCGAAUCUCCUUGAUCUUCAUCUCGGUGACAACGAUUUGACCGCGCUGCACUUCAAUCUGUCGUGCUUGCACCACCUGCGUUUCCUAGAUUUACGACGGAACAAAUUCACGAAGAUCCUCGAGCGCGAUCUCCACACCAUGGACAAUCUUGCUAAGCACGAUCGGUCCGUAACCGUGGACUUUUCCGGCAAUCCCUUCGAGUGCUCUUGCAAGCUCAAUCCGUUCGUCAAGUGGAUGAAGAAGACGAAAGUGUUCAUCCGAAAUAAAGCCAAUUUACAGUGUUACGAGGGAAACAUGAGUCACGACUUCCACGAAACGAAGAGUUGCGCUUCGAAACUAUUAACUUCUACCCGGCGGGGAACAACGGUGAUGCUUUGCUUCCUCUCGAUGGUGCUAAUUGCCCUGGUGUGCGCUUUGGUCUAUCUACAAAGAACGAAACUUCAGAAAAAGAUUGAACCCGUACUCGAUUCAGUUAGCAAGAGAGUGCGAUAUACCUCGAUAGCGAAUGGUGAUACUCGUGAGGAUGUGUGAACGAAGAAAGUGGAAAUUAUUCGAACAAAAUUUUGAUACAUAAUUUUGUUCUCAUUUUUGCGAAGUUGAUUCUGCGUCUCAAAAUUAAAAAACGAUACAGGUACAAAACGAGAGAGAUUGCACGUGUAAAAUAUUUUCGGUCGAAGUGAUAACGUUGUUUAUGGCAAAUUAUAGUUUAUGUCUAGUGUAGGCUUGAUAAUUCGCAUGUUUGCAAUGGCGCGCCACAGCGCGUGAAAUCGAUUUUUGAAUUUGUAUGUUUAAUGCAUUUCCAGACAUUAGAGUUAAAGAUCGACAAGUGAUAAUUGUCUAAAAUACUAUCCAAUAUUCAAAUUAAUUUCACGAUGUGUAAUUCGUUUAUAAAUAAAUGUUAUUUAUU
Messenger RNA from Pogonomyrmex barbatus (red harvester ant), 2165 nucleotides. Its product is annotated as trophoblast glycoprotein. Gene Ontology annotation, molecular function: protein binding. Lineage: Eukaryota; Metazoa; Arthropoda; Insecta; Hymenoptera; Formicidae. The record is from RefSeq and is a predicted model, not a curated record. Gene Ontology annotation, cellular component: membrane.